GUGGUUCUGAGAAGAGCAGUAGCGCCUGGCCCGGCGCCCACGAGCCACUAACCGCCACCUUCAGCGCCACUCGCGCGCUCCAUUUAACAGACCUUUACCACUAGUGCUCCAUUCGCGCCUUACAUUUCGCUAAGUCGCCUUAACCGUUAACAACCUUUUUUAAAAAAACGCACGUGCCGACGAUGAUUAAGAAAACAUUGCGCCCAACUCUAUAAAUCAAUUAUUUUUUUUUAAAGGAAAAAAUAGCGCUGUUAAAGAGCCGUUGCGAAUGGAGCACUAGCGAAGCUUGGUCGGUUGUCCUGGUAAGAUGUCGGCGGAGGAGGACACGGAGCUGCGGGAUUUGCUGGUACAAACCCUGGAGAACAGCGGCGUCCUCAACAAGAUCAAGGCUGAAUUACGGGCAGCUGUAUUCUUGGCACUUGAAGAACAGGAGAGAGUAGAGAACAAAACACCAUUGGUUAAUGAGAGCUUGAAAAAGUUUUUGAACACAAAGGAUGGGCGCUUGGUGGCUGGUCUUGUUACUGAAUUUCUCCAGUUUUUCAACCUGGACUUUACUUUGGCUGUGUUCCAGCCAGAAACAAACACUUUUACUGGACUUGAUGGGCGGGAUAAUCUUGCCGGGGAGCUGGGGAUCCAUGAAGGAGAUGAAUUGAAGGGAGCACCGCUAUUAUUGGAGGUGAUGAGAAGAGGUCAACAGAAAGAAAAACGCAAUUGCCUUUCUGAUGGUGACCAGCUUACUUGUAUUCCAAAGGAGCUAUCCACAAAACACAUAGCAGAAGCUAAGAAAAAGUUUGAAUUUUACGAUGAAGACAAGAAUGGUGAGAUAAGUAAAGAAGAACUGAGGGAACUAUUCAUAGAUCUCUUCCCUCAUUUUCACAAGAAUAUGCUGGACAGAUAUGUAACUGAUGAGUUUAAAGCAGUAGAUAAAGAUUUUAAUAAUGUGGUUGAUUUUGAUGAGUUUCUGAGAAUGUACAAAAGGUUAUUCAUCCAAUGCAGAAGUGUGGUAGCCCAGGAUGCUACUGAUAUUGUACAGUCUCCAUGCAAACUUUCAGAAGGGAGGCAAACUGCUUUAAAUACAGGCAGCAAGAUACCUAGAUACAAAGGAACUGGUAAAGUUAAAGAGAGUGGGGAGAAAGCCGGUGAAAAGAUCACUGACAACAGUCUUGGAGAUACCAGUGCAACCUCAGGUGACAUUAAAAGCGCAACCAACCUGUCUCCUGGUGAGCCAAAGCAAGACCUGAUGCCGAACACAACUACCCAUCUCCCAGAGUUAAAGAAAGAUGAAAAGCUACACCUUGAUGAUGAAGACUCCUUCUUUGAUGACCCAUUGCCUGAGCAAAUGAAAAUCUAUGGCUGUAUCUCUGGUAAAAACACUGAUAUCGAUGAAGAUGCAGAAGAUCCCUUUGUAGUAGCAGGUGGUAGACAGAAUCCUCUAGAAAGGCACACAGAUUUGAACAGCAAAUCAACAGGUGGCCUUACAUCCCUUUCAGAUGCUCCUCCUCUGACUGCGAACUUGGGGUCCCUUGUAAGAGCACCUCUCUUAAAAGAAGCUGAUAUAAAAGGAACAGGAGAUGAAGAAGAGUAUUAUGAUGAUGAUUUUAUCAGUGGCAGUCAGCGUUCAGAUAAAACCAAGAGUGAAGUAAGCAUUGGUGAAGAAAUUGAAGAGGAUAUUUCUGUGGAAGGGGAAGAUCUUUGUAUUGAUGAUAAGCUCGAUGAUUUCACACUGGAUCACACCAUUUCACACAGCAGUGAUGUGGCAGAUUAUAUGGAGGAGGUUGCGUAGUAGCUUCGGCAUUAAUAUAAAUGGAUAGCUUUUGCCACUUCUGUUGUUCUGAAGAAGCUCUGAACCAAUGAAGGUGGAAUUGAGCUGGUAGAUCUCCUGGGUAGCACAAAUUGGUUGAGUUAAAUGAAUCCAACUGUAAACCAAAGACCACAUGUAAUGCUAAGAACUGAUGCAAUUAAAAUAGUACUGGGUUGGUGCCAGUGGGGGAAAUCAGGAGGUGGGGGAGGGUGGGUGCCUCAGAUCAUCUUCCAGUAUCCAUUAGAAGAGGCCUAAAAUCAUUUAGAAGGAACCAGUUUGGUCCUAGAUUGUAAUGUGUAUAGAUAUAUAUUAAGUAAAAGUUAUUUUUAAUGCAAAUUUAUUUUUGAAUGUUCCAUGUGUUUUUAUUGCAUAAAGUUUUAUCAAGAAUCUGUGUAACCUUUAUGGAGCCAAUUGAAGAUUUUCAAAUGAAUAAUUACUUGUCAAAAAUGCAGCACUAAUAAUUUGUUGGCAAUAAAUCUAGUGCUAAAUUGGCUUAUUAUAAA
This is a messenger RNA of Carcharodon carcharias (great white shark), 2304 nucleotides long. RefSeq names its product centrosomal protein 43 (gene cep43). The transcript is spliced from 18 exons. Gene Ontology annotation, biological process: microtubule anchoring. Gene Ontology annotation, molecular function: protein binding; calcium ion binding. Gene Ontology annotation, cellular component: centrosome. The record is from RefSeq and is a predicted model, not a curated record. Bases 308 to 1783 code for a protein of 491 amino acids. NCBI's taxonomy places the organism in Eukaryota, Metazoa, Chordata, Chondrichthyes, Lamniformes, Lamnidae.